AUGGCCGAAAGUUGCCAGGUCCAAAAAGCUCUUGCUCUACACUCCUCUCAACUCUCCCUCUCAUCACCCCAAUCGGUGACCAUCGUCUUUGAAGACGCUGAGGGUCUUUCUCUUCUCCAGCACCGUGGCCAGGACGCAGCUGGUAUCGUCACCUGCGGUUCUGGUGGUCGCUUCUACCAGGUCAAGGCCAACGGCAUGGUCCGUGAUGUCUUUGACUCGCAGGCCGUCGCUGGCCUCAAGGGUUACAUGGGUGUCGGUCACGUCCGUUACCCCACCGCUGGUUCCAGCGCGCACGCCGAGGCGCAGCCGUUCUACGUCAACUCGCCCUACGGUAUCACCUUUGCUCACAACGGCAACCUCAUCAACACGCCCGAGCUGCGCCAGUUCCUGGACGCCGACGCGCACCGCCACAUCAACACGGACUCGGACUCUGAGCUGCUCCUCAACAUCCUCGCGAACAACCUCCAGAAGACCGGCAAGUUCCGUAUCAAUGAGGAGGACAUUUUCACCGCCAUUGGCGACCUCAUGGCGCAGUGCAAGGGUGCCUACGCUUGUGUCGGCAUGCUCGCCGGUUUCGGUCUGAUCGCUUUCCGCGACCCCAACGGCAUUCGUCCCGCUGGUUUCGCGACCCGCGACGGUGCCCGCGGUGGAACCGACUACCUUGUUGCCUCCGAGUCCAUCGUUGCCCAGGGUAUCAACUUCGACUACGACCGCUGGGAGGACAUCAAGGCCGGCGAGGCCAUCAUUAUCACUCGCGACGGCGGCAUGACCCGAAGGAUCGUUGGUGCCCCCGCUCCCUUCGCCCCCGACAUCUUCGAGUACGUUUACUUUGCCCGUCCCGACUCGACGAUCGACGGCAUCUCGGUCUACCGUGCUCGUAUGGCCAUGGGAGAGUACCUCGCCGAGGAGGCCAAGCGCGCCCUCGACAAGGCCAACAUCAAGGUCGACGUCGUCAUUCCCGUUCCGGACACGUCGCGUGUCGCCGCGCUGCAGCUCGCGCAGCACCUUGGCAUCCCCUACCGUGAGGGUUUCGUCAAGAACCGUUACGUCGGCCGCACCUUCAUCAUGCCCGGCCAGUCGCAGCGCCGUAAGAACGUGCGCAGGAAGCUGAACGCGAUGCCGAUGGAAUUUGCGGACAAGACUGUCCUGCUCGUCGACGACUCGAUCGUUCGUGGUACGACGUCCAAGGAGAUCGUCCAGAUGGCCAAGGACGUCGGUGCCAAGAAGGUCAUCUUCGCUUCGUGCGCGCCCCCUAUCCGCUACUCGAACGUCUACGGUAUCGACAUGCCGUCGCCCCAGGAGCUCGUCGCUUACGGCCGCACGCCCGAGGAGGUUGCGCAGACGAUUGGUGCCGACCUCGUCAUUUACCAGACGCUUCCGGAUCUCGUCGAGUCCUGCGCCAAGUUCAACCCGGACAUCAAGCAGUUCGACUGCUCCGUCUUCACGGGCGAGUACGUCACGGGCGGCGUUGACGAGAAGUACCUCGAGCACAUUGAGCGCCUGCGCAACGACAAGGCCAAGGCGAAGAAGAACUCGCAGGCUGGCAUCAACAUUGCCCUCGCUGACGACGACCGUCCCCCCGCCAACGGCUGCAACGGCCCCAUGAACGGAAGCGAUUCGCUCAUCGGCCUCUCGAACCACUCCCCCAAGCUCGGGCCCCAGAACAUGCCCUCGCCCAAGAACGACAUUGUCGGCCUCCACAACAACAAGUUCGGCCACUAA
Trichosporon asahii var. asahii CBS 2479 is the source of this 1722-nucleotide messenger RNA. Its product is annotated as amidophosphoribosyltransferase. Gene Ontology annotation, biological process: purine nucleotide biosynthetic process; purine nucleobase biosynthetic process. Lineage: Eukaryota; Fungi; Basidiomycota; Tremellomycetes; Trichosporonales; Trichosporonaceae. The record is from RefSeq and is a predicted model, not a curated record. The transcript has 6 exons. Gene Ontology annotation, molecular function: amidophosphoribosyltransferase activity. The coding region runs from base 1 to 1722 and encodes 573 amino acids. Gene Ontology annotation, cellular component: cytoplasm.